UAUUAAUAAUGCAUUGGUUGCAUGUUUUAAGAUAUCAACGGAACAAAAAAGGAAAGAGAACAAAUAAAAACGGAAAAUGAAAGUGACGUUCCUUAAAAAAUUAGGUCGCGUUGUGUGUUGCACAAAAAUAUCGCAUAGAAUUAAUAAUCUAUCACGAUAGCUACAAAAGUAUAACAAGCAGAAAGAAGAAGAAGAACCAGUGAAACAGGUGCAAAAGUGUUAAUGAUAAAUCCAAACCAAGCCAGCUGCACCAACAGGAGUAGAAAAGUAUUAAAACCCCCAACCGCAAGCGAGUUUAGAAUAUUAGGAUUAGCUCAAUUUUGCAUAUAGUUUUACCCGCCCUCUCUACUACACGCCCAACCCAACUUGUUUUCCACUCCAUAUCAAUGCAGCCCGCCGCUAGAAAGCAACAGUAAGUGCACGUAGCGCAGAGAACAACACUCAAACCAAAGGACAGUUCUCGAUUAGGGCUACGAAGAGGCAGGCGCCCCGUUGCCAAGUACUGCCAGCUAAACAAAAAGAAAAGCAGAAAAAAAUGCUUUCAGGCCGCAAUGUUGGUAACAAAUGAUGCACUGAGGCCAUAGCGCUGAGCCAAAACAAUUGCUUUGCUUAUGUGUGUGCAAUACUAGCGACGAUAAAAGCACACUAGCCCAACCCGCAACCCGCAAACUGCAAGCAGUAAGCUGCCAAUACACAGCACAGGGAGGAAAACAGGUGCAUGUUUUAAAAGUGACCAACGUUUUUUUUUUUUUUGGGGCGAUGAAAAAGCGUUGACCACCACUUAUCGCGCAACAAAUAACAAGAAAGUGUUGAUUUCAGUGCAAAGCAAGUAAAUCGAGUACAGGUGGAAACAAGUAAAUUGAUAUAGUACAGGGCAGAUAAAAGAGUGAACAGUAACACGUUUAAACCUAUGGGUGAUAAAAGUUUUGUUGAUCAUCUAUUUAUUUCAGCAGCCGCUUUGACCGCUUACAUAUGUAUGUAUAUGUAUACAUAUGUAUGACCAUAUAUGCAUACAUACAUAAAUACAUAAGUACAUACGUUCAAGUUAUUGAAGCAAAGGUCUGCCCAAUAACCCACGACUCGUUCUAAAUUAAAAACUACAUAGAGAAAAAAUGUGUGUUUAAAAUAUAAUUUAUAAACAACACAACAAGAAAAACUAGUUGAAAAGGAAUUCGCCAGAAAACAAAGUCCAGCACAACAACAACAAAAACAUAAGCAACAAAGUAAAAACUUCAAAACGGCAGGCAAAUAAACAGCACACAUCCCUUCUAAUAAUCCGCAUACACACCACCCACCACUAGCUAACAUAGCAAGCAGCCGCCAGCCGCCGCCUGCUGCUAAUCGCCAACCGCCAACUAAAUUGUCGCCAUCACUGUCACCUCGCCGGCGAGUAGUGCAACCACAGCAAAUACACAACGAGAAGGGCGGCCAUUUACGGUAACUAGGCAAGAAAGUCGACAAAGCUCGACAGCCUAUCAACUUUACCAAGCAACCAAACAACCAAGCAACCGACCGGCCGACCGAGCCGCCGAGGGCACAACACAAUCAUUCAGCUCCAAACUCGGUGACGUACUCUUAUGAAAAUGAAUGCCAGUCUCAUUUACGAAAUCCUCAUGUAUUUAAAUUCAUUCUACUUUGGUAUGUACGCCACAUUUGAGAUUGGUGUCGGUGUCCUCAAGGCAAUCGGAUUGAAUUAUACUUCGAAUGAGCUAACGCACGAGGGGUGCAUAUUACUCGCAUUGUGCAUCGUCGAGACAAUACGAAUUGUAUUAGGUCGGAAGAGCAGUCUAAGCGAUCGUGGUUGGCAAGCAACAGCAUCCGUAAUAUUAACACUGCCCAGCCUUGCUCUCGUCAUCUACUUAUGUUGUUUUCAAACCUACGUUCUCAAACUCGAAAUUAUUCUGAGUGCCUUAAUGAUAGCCCUCCAAGGUGCUGAACUAGUGUAUGCCGGUGUCUUCAUUUGCACCAUGUUCGGUGAUGUUUCGUAUACCUAGCAGUCGAUAAUAAUUUAUGUACAACUGAUACACUUCAAUUCGAAUGAAUUUCACGUCUUUAUUUUCCCAAUGAAUCAGCGAAAAUGUUGAUGCCAAAGGUGCCAAUGAUCGUAAAAAUCACGCAAGCAAAUACCCUGGUACGGAAGUCAACAACCCGACGAAAACGUAAGCGAAGAAGACGACGUACUCAUAUACCAACAAAACCGAUGAUAAUGAUAGCGAUAAGGAAAGCGGAACUCGAAGCAACCGAAAAAUGUGGAAAACUCAGUUGGAUUCUAGCGAGAUGAGACACUGAUAAGUACGAGUAAUAUAGACAUACUACUACAUACAUACAUAAUAAAUGCCUACUAUUUAAGAGAACAAAAAGCCAGCAUUUUAAUGUAAAGGAUAUCAUUUAUAUGUACAAAUGCACCUAGUCGAAUGGGGAAAAGAUAAAGAAAAGAGCUAAAGUGUCAAGCGGAUCGCAAAAAGAGGGAAGAGAAAUAGGGAAACGGAAGGUGAGAAACCGACGAUAGCUCUGUACAUAAAUAUGUACAU
Molecule: messenger RNA, 2531 nt
Organism: Rhagoletis zephyria (snowberry fruit fly)
Lineage: Eukaryota; Metazoa; Arthropoda; Insecta; Diptera; Tephritidae
Gene: TMEM216
Product: Transmembrane protein 216
Biological process (GO): non-motile cilium assembly
Cellular component (GO): ciliary transition zone
Source: RefSeq, a predicted model, not a curated record